CAUCAUGGCGGAGGAAGCACCUGCCGGCGCGAAAGAGAAGGAGCAAGCCGAGCUAUUUCGCUACUUGCAGGGGGAAAUAUCGUAUUCACAAUAUCAGAAAUGGAAGGAAAUGAAAUUGAAAACCGGUGGAUUGAUAGAGGAAUCAGAAGAUGACAUCACCAUGUCUGAGCCCCAGCCUGGGACGUCAUCGUGUGAGCUGCUCGACUCCCCAUCAAAGAUGGCUGGCAAGGAGUGGAUGGAUCUCUUCUCAGCAGCUGAAUCUGAGCUCACUGUUCAGUAUAUCACUGGUAAGAUUACGUUUGAAGAAUUCAGCAACAAGAUGGAGAACCGACAACAAGAGGCUGGGGAGGAGGAUGACGACAUUGAGAUGACCGGAGUGUCAUAUGACCCCUCCAAAGUCGUAGUAAAGAAGGAGCCUGUGGAGGGAGAAGAAGAGGAGGAGGAAGAAGAAGCAGUGGGAAGUGAUGAGGAAAUGAUGUAUGAAGACGACACCAAUGAUAAAGAUUGGGUGCCUUCAGCAUCAGAACACUACUCCGAGUCAAGCACUACUCCGACAACGAAAAAGGAGAAAAUGAAAAAGAAGAAGAAACUACCUUUGCAAAAAGAAAAGAAAAAAAGGACACGAAGAAUGAGGAAGAACGAGGUGCCGAAACAUCUGCAGGGCCUGAUGGGAGAGGCCAACCUGAGAUUUGCCCGUGGGGAGAAGGAGGAGGCCAUCAAGAUGUGCAUGGAGAUUAUACGAUUGGCCCCAAACGCCUACCUGCCUUUCCAGACACUGGGCAUGAUCUAUGAGGAGAUGGAGCAGCUGGAGAAGGCCAUGCAGUUUUUCCUGAUCGCUGCUCAUCUGCGUCCUGACGACAGUGAGGAGUGGGUGAGACUGGCAGAACUCUCACUGGAGCAGAACAACACCAAACAGGCAGUGCUCUGCUUCAACAAGGCUGUCAGGUAUGCCCCGGACAACUCGGACUGCAUCUGGCAGCGGAGUCACCUGUACGAACAGCUCGGGGAACACAAGAAGGCCUUGGAGGGAUACCAGCUCAUCCUCAAACUCCUCCCCGACGAUGAUGGAGAGAAGUAUCUGCAGCUUGCCAGGAACAUCACCAAGAGUUUCCACGAGAUUGGAGAGACUAUGCUGUCCAUCAACACCAUGAAGAAUGCUCUCCACAAACACCCCAAUCUCAUAACAUCAGAAGAUGUCAACCUUCUGCUGGAGCUUCAGAUGGCAGAAAGGUUGUUUCUGGAGUCGAUAGAGGUGUUGGUCAGUCACUGUGGUGUGGAGGUCUUGAUGCCUAACACUGUUGUGUGGAACUCGGAGAGCCCAGAGACCCCUGUUGACCCUCAAGACAAAGCUAAAUCACCACUCAGUUGUUUUACCCCUGACCUCCUGCCGAUUGAUCUCCGAGUGAAACUCAUUAUCUGCCUGGUCAACCUCAACUACGUCAAAGUGGCCAAGGGCGUGUGUCAUCCCCUGCUAGUGGAGGAUGUAGAGGAGACUGGUGAUCUCUACUUUGAUGUUGCUGAAGCCUACAUGGAGAACGGCCAUUACACAGAAGCCAAACCAAUACUGAAAACACUGGUCAGCUCAGAACACUUCAACAAGGCGGCUGUGUGGCUGAAGUAUGGGGAGUGCCUCAACUCCCUGGGGGAGCUGCAGGGGGCGGUGGAGGCCUACACCAAGUGUGUAGAGAAGGCACCAGGACACUUUGGGGCCAGGGUGUCGCUGUCCGCUCUGCAGCAGCAGCUGGGCAAACAUGAAGAGGCUCUACAGGUACUCUCCAGAGAUGAGCAGGACGACCUGUCUGAGGAUGACCAGAUGCUGCUGUUACACAAGUGCCACCUGCUGCACUCCCAGAACAAGGUGGUGGAGUUCCACACCUGCUGCCAGAAACUUCUCUUCAGCAGCUUCCUGUCCCGCUGUAAUGCCAACUUCAUGAAAAUUGUUUUCUCUUAUCGAACUCACAAACACCGAGCUGAUGCCUUGAGGACAUUCAUCGCAUACCAGGAUAAAACUGGAAAAGAUAACAUCCAAACAAUGGCUGCCACCACAGAGGGCAAGAAGAUGGUCAAAGUGGAUGAUCUCUGGGAUAUUUACAAGCAGCUGUUUGAGUCGCUGGUGCAACACGAGAAGUACGAGAACCUGCUGGAGAUCACGACCCUUGGACUGGCCUGUCCUCAGUUCAUGAAUGACCCAGUCAAGGUCAAGGAAUCGGACUUCAUGUGUCUGACGGCCUGCAUGUUGAUGAAGAAUGGACAGUUUGCCUACAACUUUGUCAAAGAUGAAUGUAUGAAGAAUUUAGAGAACAAUCAGGCAUGGAACCUGUUUGGCCAGGUCAUGUCAUUUGCAAUGGAUAUCCGACAUAAUCGAUUUGCCCUCAGACUCUGUCUCAAGCAUCCCGAGGUACGAGCUCUUGGCAUCAUCAAUGGCCACAACAGUCUCAUCAGCGGAACUUACAAGCACUCGCUAGGGGAGUAUAUGGCAGUGUUCCGGCAGACUCCGAGAGAUCCCCUCAUCAGCCUGUGUAUUGGGCUCUGCUUCAUCCACAUGGUGUGUCAGAAGUUCACCACCAAGAAACACUACCUCUUCACACAGGGUCUGGCGUUCCUCAACAACUAUGUGGAACUUCGGGGAGAGUGCCAGGAAACCCUCUACAACCUGGGCCGGGCCAUGCAUCAGCUUGAGCUGAAGUAUGCAGCUGUGUACUACUACAAGAAGGCUCUGGCAUGUCCUCCCAUCAUUAAACAUGAUAAGGGCAUAUUUGACCUGAGCAUGGAGAUCGCCCACAACCUGGCACUCAUCUACAUGAAAAGUGGCUCUCACGACCUCGCCCGCAUGGUGGUAGGGCAGUACUGCGUCAUUUGAGGCAUGACAUGACAAUGCUGACAUUCCUUGAGUGAUGGCUGUCGUGCAUCAGGAGGAAAGUUAAUAAUGUCCCUUGAGUUUCAUGGAGUCAAACAGCCAAGAUCAGCUCUACACUGUCCAGCUACUGUACAGGAACAUGGCUUCAGUCAAAAGAUGAAAGAGAUUGAUUACAUGCAAGACGUCAUCUGUAGUUUCACAGUAGUGUUGUGAACAGGAAUGGAGCAAUUGAACUGAUAUUAUCUGGAUCCAGAAAAUUGUUAUUCAAACAUGGACCAGUUUCAGAAGCACCUAACUCUCUACAUUGUAGUUUCUCAUGGAAUCUGUGGCUUGCAAACUUUCACCAGAUUGUGUGUGGGAAUAAAUUCAUCAUGAAACUACCAAGUCCAGAUCUGACACUAACUGACCUAUCAAAAUCAAGCUUACUAAACCAUACCCUCAGACCUGUGUUUCUAAACCAAUCAACAAUGGAAUUAGUAGAACAGGGGCUGACGUCUGUUCCUUUGAACCAAUCAGAUCCGGUACUCAAGGGCAAGGGAUCCAUAGAUGCACUCCUCUACAUCAUAAUUGUGCUGAGUUUUUAUGCUUUCAGCAUUGUGGUGCUAAUGAUCAAGUAUAUUCGGCGUGAAAAAGAGGAAGCCAAUUUACGAGAAUAUUACCAUGAGUAUGUUUCUCGGGACAAGUUUCACUCACCCAGGUUUCAGAACAGGCUGAAGAUGAAUGAAAUGCUCAGGAAUAACAAUCUGUCCUUGAAUUUGAGUCCUAAGAGGCCAAAAGGGACCGACUUGGAAGGAUUGGAGCAUCCAGAAGCAGAGAGACUUCUCAACAGACGUGAAACCCCAGUUUAAGCAUUUAAUAAUAAUAAUAAUAAUACAUGUUUUGUAUAAUUAUGUUUUGUAUCAGCAGAAUGUUGGUAAAAUGAAAUGGUUCCAUGGUAGUUCCUUCAUUACUAUAAUUUCCUCAAAUUCACAAGGAACUUUAUCUCAUCUUACAUUAAAAUACUACUAGCAAUUAAAUUCUGGAAAAAUAUAUGUCGUAUAUAAACAUUUCAGGCUGUCAGCAUAAACCACGAAAUUUACGAUCUUUCAACUGUUAUUUUUUCACCUAAAUAAUAUUCUAAUAAGAGCCCACUACUUCUAAUUUUGAGAGCGCCCUGGACGCUUAUUAUGUCAAAUAUGGUAAUUAGUUUACUUAGGCCUUAGGGAUGUUUCAUCUGAACUUUUUAACUCUUUUGGAAACCGUUUGUAUCCAGAAUGUUUUUGUGUGCAGUUUUCAUGUUAAAAUGAAACUACAGUGCUCAAGUGUUAACAUGUACAGAUGUGGUGUAUGUGUGUAUGUCUAUAGAUACUGUGUCAUUGUCUCAAUAUACAUAUUUAAUUA
This is a messenger RNA of Haliotis rufescens (red abalone), 4237 nucleotides long. RefSeq names its product general transcription factor 3C polypeptide 3-like. NCBI's taxonomy places the organism in Eukaryota, Metazoa, Mollusca, Gastropoda, Lepetellida, Haliotidae. Gene Ontology annotation, molecular function: protein binding. The transcript is spliced from 26 exons. Gene Ontology annotation, cellular component: transcription factor TFIIIC complex. The record is from RefSeq and is a predicted model, not a curated record. The coding region runs from base 5 to 2860 and encodes 951 amino acids. Gene Ontology annotation, biological process: transcription by RNA polymerase III.